AUGGCGUCCGAGAAGGCCAAGUUCGCAGAGCCUCUGCUGCCCCACGCUACGCCUGCCCCCUCGCCGCAACGCUCGCGCAAGCUGCGCUGGGCCGUACUCGGAGCGUCCGUGUUAGCGGCGACUGUCUACUUUGCACCGAGUGUGUCGCAUGCGUUUCCAUCUUGCCUUCGUGCGCACCACUCCCAUGUAAAGCUGCAAGACUUGUGCCCGCAAGAGGAAGCACUUUACCCGCAGAAACAUGCGGAUCUGUGGUCUGAACUCGAUAACGCAUACGGAACGGACGGGUUCAAGGAGAACACUAUCCGGUGGCUCGGAGAUGCUGUUCGUGUACCGACAGUCGUGAACGAUCAGCAAGGUCCUGUAGGCGAAGACGCGCGCUGGGAGGUUUUUGGCCCCUUCCACGAAUACCUCCUGAAGGCCUUCCCUCUGAUCCAUUCGACCCUUAAGCUCACCAAGGUCAAUACGUGGGGUCUUGUGUACGAAUGGAAGGGAACAGAUGCCGACCUGAAGCCUCUGCUUCUGGCGGCGCACCAAGAUGUUGUGCCUGUCGAGCAAGGUACCGUGAACCAAUGGGAUCAUCCACCCUUCUCCGGGUUCUUCGACGGCGAAUACAUCUGGGGUCGCGGUAGCUUGGACGACAAGAGCGGUCUCAUUGGUAUCAUGACUACUAUUGAAACCCUUCUCUCCCAGGACUUUACCCCGGCUCGCACAGUCGUCCUUGCAUUCGGUUUCGAUGAAGAAGCAAGCGGAGUGAAGGGCGCUGCGAGCAUUGCACCCGUCCUUGAGUCAAUGUACGGACAGAAGGGCUAUGCGUUGCUCGUAGACGAAGGUGGCUCAUUUGGCGAGCAGUUCGGGACUGUAUUCGCAAACUUAGCCAUUGCCGAGAAGGGCUAUACGGAUACGCGCGUCACUGUGUCUACGCCGGGAGGGCACUCGUCUCUGCCUCCAGAACAUACUAGCAUCGGCAUUCUCUCCCGCCUCCUCGUCGAGCUUGAGGCCAACCCACUGCCGGCGAAGCUGGCUCGCGGCACGCCAAUCUACAGCACCGUGCAAUGCUACGCCGCGCACGGUUCUGAGCUUCCGCACGGAUUACGCCGUGCCGUUGCUGCCUCCUCACACUCUAAUCACGCACUGCACAAGGCCGAGAAGAUUCUCUUCGGAUAUGACGCGAACUUCAAGAGCCUUGUUGGCACGACGCAGGCUAUUGACCUGAUCCAGGGUGGACACAAAACGAAUGCUCUCCCCGAAGAAGCUUGGGCUGUCGUCAACCACCGUAUUGCCACGGACAGCAACCUCGCCGCGGUGCAGACUGCCGAUACUCAGCGGUUGGCUAAGCUAGCGAAACACUUCAACCUUACGUUCAACGCCUUCGGUCAAGCCUUGGCUGAGGGUGGAGCCGGUACUCUGACCCUCGCCGACGCUUGGGGUGCGAGCCUCGAGCCUGCUCCCUUGACGCCUACGGGUGUCGACGCCAAGCCUUUCCAGCUUAUCAGUGGUACCAUCCGUGCGGCGCAUGCGGCCACGACCGGCGAAGAGAAUGGCAUUGUGAUUGCGCCCUCAAUCAUGAGUGGGAACACGGAUACUCGGCAUUAUUGGAACCUCACGGAUCAUAUCUUCCGCUACAACCACUGGAAUAUGGGCGGCGAGAAACAGCUCGCCGGUGCUCAUACCGUCAACGAGCACAUGCGCGUGGACGACUUCGUCGGCAUGAUCAGGUACUUCACGGCGCUCAUCCUGAACGCGGACGAGGCGGAGUUAUGA
This is a messenger RNA of Peniophora sp. CBMAI 1063, 1761 nucleotides long. NCBI's taxonomy places the organism in Eukaryota, Fungi, Basidiomycota, Agaricomycetes, Russulales, Peniophoraceae. The record is from the annotation of a GenBank genome assembly.